AUGAGUGACGCAGGAAGUCUUCUAGAGGUCAUUGGUGCAAGGAUAAGUGGGGGAAUAAACAAAAAAGCCUUUGUGUUGCUAUACAAAGCCACUGACAAACCAGACGUGAAGGAGUUCCAUGAAAACUGUGAUGCAAAAGGUCCGACAGUGACACUCUUGUAUGGAAAAUAUAAUACCCUAUUUGGCGGCUAUACGUCUAAAAACUGGAGUUCAAACAAAAGCAGAAAGGUUAAAGAUGAAAAUGCAUUUUUAUUUGCAAAAUACGAGAAUGCUGGUGCAAAAUGUAUCUUUCUCCCUAUUAAGAAAAAGAAGGCAGAAAUUGCAAUCACAUGUGACUCAAACUUUGGUCCAACAUUUGGGGGAGGCACACUUGUGAAUUACGACCUUCAAGCAUUCAAAAAAGAUGGUUCCACACCUAAAGAUAAAGGGUCCACACCUAAGGAUAAGGAGUCCACACCUAGGGAUGGGGAGCCCACAGCCAAAGAUAAAUACAUGCUUCUGAAUGGCUCGUUAAAUGUAAACUCCGCCUAUGGUGUUGAACGCAGUCCUGGAGACGUGAGUGGCGCUCAGGGUCUUGGUACACCUGAAUAUGACCGUGAACAAGAAAAAAUUAAAACGAAAGAUAUAAAUUCAGGACAAAUGAUAGUAAAAAGAAUUGAAGUGUACCAGGUUGUAGAUGACGAACUAUCAGAAAUGUGGUUGCCAAUAUUGGAGGGUGAAGAAUUCAUUCGUAAGAAACAGAAACUUAUCGAAAUGGAACCCCGUCCUGAAUUAAAUAUCAAACAGUAUAAUAUAUUGCUCAUAGGAGUAAUUGGAUCCGGCAAAUCUAGUUUCAUUAACACUCUGUCAACCGUGUUUUCAAGAAAAGUUGCACAAGUUGCUCCUGCCAGACAAUCUGAAACAAGUGUUACAAGUAAGGUAAAGGCCUAUGUCCUAAAAUCAGAAAAGGGGGAGCCAUUGAACAUACGAAUUUUCGAUGUUCGAGGAUUUGAAGAUGAAAGAGGUUAUGACGAUGAACUUGAGCUUCUUCUGGAUGGCAAGUUACCUAUUGGAUAUGAAUUUCAAGAUAAUCCCGAACUCAAUACUAUACCUGAGAAGAAGGAAACAAAACCAAUGUUAGAUGAUAAAAUACACAUUGUCUGCUUUGUGCAUGGCAAUCAGAACUUCGAAACGCUCACAACUCAACUGAAUGAACGCUUUAAUUCCAUAAAAAAGACAAUCUCCAGGAAAGAUUUACCGAUGGUUGUUGUUGCAACGAAGUAUGAUAAGAUCUGUCCAAAAAUCGCAAGGGAUAUCGAUCAUAUUUAUAAAAGUCCUAAAGCUGAAAAUGCUGCAUUGAAAACAGCUGCCUUCUACGGAGUGGUUACCAAUCAUGUGUUUCCUGUUGUUAAUUACGUCAGUGAACAAGAAACGAAGGACGGAAUAGAUAAACUAGCACUGAAAGCUUUGUAUGAAAUGUGUCAAUUGAUAGAAGCCCAUUUAGGACAUCACGAAGAUAUUGUGGAAACACCGGAUGACUGGACAGAGCGCGAAAAAUUGUUACCAGUUUUGAGCAAUUCUACUGAGAAGGACGCCGCACUGGUGAAAAUACAUGAUAAACUGUCGGAGUUGGAUAACAAGAAGUUGUUAAUCCUUAUGGUUGGAACUGUAAACUGCGGAUCGACUCCCUGUCAUCCGCUCUCAUAA
This is a messenger RNA of Mercenaria mercenaria, 1686 nucleotides long. RefSeq lists its product as uncharacterized. Lineage: Eukaryota; Metazoa; Mollusca; Bivalvia; Venerida; Veneridae. The transcript is spliced from 8 exons. The record is from RefSeq and is a predicted model, not a curated record. Bases 1 to 1686 code for a protein of 561 amino acids.